Molecule: messenger RNA, 588 nt
Organism: Bacidia gigantensis
Lineage: Eukaryota; Fungi; Ascomycota; Lecanoromycetes; Lecanorales; Ramalinaceae
Exons: 2
Coding region: 1-588 (195 amino acids)
Source: RefSeq, a predicted model, not a curated record
AUGCCUUUACAAUCAAUGCCCACGGAAAUCAUCGAAAAAAUCUAUUCUAUGUGUCUGGAGCCAGGCAUGGCGCACGCGUCACCAGUACUUGGCAAGAAGCUCUCGUCAGAGACUAUUUACAGAGCUACCAUGUUGCACGCAUUCUACAAUUUCAGAAAAAUCGAAGUCUCGCAUCUCGUAGACCUGGAAGCGAGAUGCAAGAGACCUCACUACACGUUCGACUACUCUUUUGAACUCGCGAAACCUCGAGAACAGCCAAGUCUCCAGGCGCAAAUUAUGCACACUCGAUGGUUCACGUCGUCACGGUUCGAACGCUUCGUCAAGCAUAUACUUUCGAUCAAAACUCACAUCGCCCUCUCGAAAAUGACCAAUGACAUUUUUGGGCUCAGCAAACAAUUCGCAGAUGGGUUUUUUGGAGACUUCGAUGUCUUUUCAGUGGGGAUUACACGAAUGACCCAUGCAGGAUAUCAUGUUGAAUUACAUGGCGUCCCACAUCCUCACAUCAAGAUCAACACCAGGCGACAGACCCGCAAUACGCUACUACUGAGCUCCUCGGGGAGCUACCUACUUGAGAGCAAUAAGAUGUGA